Molecule: messenger RNA, 635 nt
Organism: Chondrus crispus (carragheen)
Lineage: Eukaryota; Rhodophyta; Florideophyceae; Gigartinales; Gigartinaceae
Exons: 2
Coding region: 1-309 (102 amino acids)
Source: RefSeq, a predicted model, not a curated record
AUGCUGGACCGGCUGCCAGGCGGGUGCCUAACGCGUGCGGAGCAGGUGAGGGAGAUCGCGCGGUUACACGAGGAGCUGGAGCGCAAGCGCAAGCUGGUAAGGCAGUAUGCCGAGCACGACCUGGUCGCUCGUGUGCUCGCGCAGAAACCAGUCGCACCGCAGAAGGAGGAGAUGGCGAUGGAGGACGAUGGCGCCGAAGAGGCCAAUGAGGAGGCCGAGGAUGUGAUGAUUGAUGAGGAAGUGUUUGCCGAUGUCGACGGUAUGGGGAAGGACGUGGGGGAUGACGUCCUUAUGGGGUUAGAUAUUUGAAGCGGUGCGUGGACGGUGCGGGGUCGGAUGCCUCAUGGUUGUAUGUAUGUAUGUGUGAUUGUUUUACUUGUUAUUGCAAAUGAGUGGGAGGUUAUAUAUGAGUUGCACGAGUUGUAUGGAGCACGAAGCGGGCGAGAGAGCGGGACCAUUCCCUACCAAAGGUUUUGGGAAGAAAUCACAGUUGUGGCGUGCAGAAGUGGUUGCCUGGCCUCUGGCAGAGGAGCCAUUUGGUAUAGAAGUGGUGUAAAAUGUACAGUAUCUUGGCUCUGUGAGCGAUAAAUCUUGGAAAUAGGCCUAGUGUCUAUUUGACUUUUUUUUUUCCUGAA